AUGACAAUUACAUUCUUCAACAAGUAUUUCCCACACCAUAAGACUAAUAAUUUGAAACGACAGAUCUCGAAUUUCGCUCAGAAGAAAAAUAAAACUCUCUAUCAAGCUUGGGAGCAUUUUAAAGAUCUGUUAAAUCUAUGUCCCCACCAUGGGUAUGAAAGUUGGCGCCUCAUAAGCUAUUUCUACGAUGGACUCACAAUCCGAGAGCGCCAAUUUGUUGAGAUGAUAUGCAAUGGAGAUUUUCUCCAAAAGGAUCCUGACGAAGCUAUCGAGUACCUGAAUGAGUUAACUGAGAAAGCUCAUACUUGGACUGGACCGAGUGCUACUGAGAGCACCAGUAGGUCCCGACCAGUUGGAGUUUAUCAAUUAAGAGAAGAGGACAGCCUCAAGGCCCAAGUUGAAGCUUUGAUGAAGCAAAUUGAGGCCCUCAAAAGUAAAGAUAGUAAAGGACCCCACAUGGUGGCAAGGACAGAGGCACAUGAGCCCUGUUUCGUUUGUGGUGGAAUGAGCCAUCUGGCUCAAGAUUGUCUCACUUUUGGUGGAAUGAUAGGGGUAUAUGAGGAGCAGUGCAAUGUAUUGGGCACAUACAAUAAGCCUUAUGGACCUUUCUCAAACACUUAUAAUGAUAGUUGGAAACACCACCCAAACUUCAGUUGGAGAGACCCAAACCAACAUGCACAAUCAUCGGGAGGGCAAUGGAAAUCAGAGCAAAAAUCUCAACCACGAAGGACAUAUUUUGCGCCUCAGAAUAACAUACAUCCAAAAGGAAAUUCCCUAGAGGAUACCCUAAAAGUUUUUAUGGAUGCGCAAAAUAAGACGAAUCAAAGAGUUGAUUCAAUGCUCACGCAGCUGGUGGAAGAAAACAAGGAAAUAAAAAGUCAGAUCACAAAGCUGGCAGAAGCUUUAAUCGUUCAAGAGCGCGGUAAAUUUCCAUCACAAGCCCAGUCCAAUCUGAGAGGACAACACAUGGCUCAAACUUCCAACUCUGAAGGUCAAAAUAUCAAGGAAGUUAAUGCCAUAUCUACUCGAAGUUGUAAGAAUUUUGACAUGCCAUUCGGCUUAGGAGAAAGAAAAGCCAACAAAAAUUCUGGUAAAGAAAAUCAGAGUGAGAUCCUGGAGCACUUGACACAAUUGAAGAUCAAUCUUCCCUUACUAUAUGUGAUCAAGCAAGUGCUGGCCUACGCCAAGGUUAUCAAGGAUCUAUGCACCAUAAAGAGGAAGCACCAUGUCAAGAAAACUGCAUUCUUGACAGAACAAGUAAGUGCGGUGAUUGAGCAGAAGACACCGCCGAAGUAUAAGGAUCCAGGUUGUCUCACCAUUUCUUGCCAGAUUGGGACACAUGAAUUCGGUCAAGCGUUACUAGACUUAGGAUCGAGCGUUAACCUCAUGCCUUAUUCGGUCUACUCGUAA
Morus notabilis is the source of this 1410-nucleotide messenger RNA. RefSeq lists its product as uncharacterized. The transcript is spliced from 2 exons. The record is from RefSeq and is a predicted model, not a curated record. Gene Ontology annotation, molecular function: nucleic acid binding; zinc ion binding. NCBI's taxonomy places the organism in Eukaryota, Viridiplantae, Streptophyta, Magnoliopsida, Rosales, Moraceae. The coding region runs from base 1 to 1410 and encodes 469 amino acids.